CCAACCUGUCCUGCAUUUCGACGCCUCGAUACCUGGACCGCUUUCCCCAAACCCUCCUCUGGUCAUUAUCAUCACAUUGCGCUUUCGAAGAGCCUAAUAUCCAUUGCCUCGCGCAUCCGCAUGUGCCUCUAAAAACAAUCGCCCAACAUGGCUGAUACAACUGAAGAGACUGUCACAAAGACAGAUUACAAUGGCGUAAUCCCGGCGAAGCGCCCGCGUACAGAACUCACACAGGCCGAGUCAGAUCUGCAGAUUCGCAGACGCAAAGAAGCUGAGAGAGAUUAUGGCAGGGGACGCAAGAUCGCGGUGAAGUCGAUUAGAGACAAGAAGCUACGGGGGAACAUGAAGGCACUCGAGAGCAAAUACAGGGAGGCAGCGCUGAGGGCGAAAGAUGCAGAGAUUCUGCACGAGAGCACUGGUGGAUUUCUGGAGCCCGAAACAGAACUGGAGAGGACGUAUAAGAUUAGCCAGGACGAGAUCAAAAAGAAUGUCUCAGUUACGACGGCAAAGAUGGGCUUUGAAUUGAAGUUGGACGGCGGACCUUAUGUGGCUGAAUACACCAGGAAUGGACGGGAUCUUCUGCUAGCUGGAAGGAAGGGACAUAUUGCUACCAUGGAUUGGAGGGCUGGCAAGUUAGGGUGUGAAUUACAACUCGGAGAGACAGUGCGGGAUGCACGAUGGCUGCAUAACAAUCAGAUGUUUGCGGUGGCGCAAAAGAAAUACGUCUAUAUAUACGAUCGAGCCGGUGUAGAGAUUCAUUGUCUGAAGAAGCAUAUUGAGGUCACAAAUAUGGAGUUUCUUCCCUACCAUUAUCUUCUAGCAACAGUGGGAAAUGCGGGCUAUCUGAAAUACCAGGAUGUCUCCACUGGCCAAAUGGUCAUUGAAAUACCUACAAGACUUGGGUCGCCCACCGCCCUGACUCAAAAUCCUUACAACGCUAUCCUUCACAUGGGCCACCAAAACGGCACAGUCACAUUAUGGUCACCUAACGUGACAACGCCCCUGGUCAAACUCCUUGCCCAUCGAGGUCCCGUACGAUCAAUAGCAGUUGACCGAGAAGGAAGAUAUAUGGUCUCGACUGGCCAGGACCUCAAAAUGUCAGUCUGGGAUAUCCGUAUGUUCAAAGAAGUCAACAGCUAUUUUACAAGACAACCAGCAUCGUCCGUAACUAUAUCCGACCGAGGGUUGACAGCUGUCGGCUGGGGAACCCAAGUGUCGAUUUGGCGAGGACUAUUCACCAAGCAUGCAUUGGAGCAAGAGAAGAUUCAAAGUCCGUAUAUGGCAUGGGGUGGUGAGGGAAACAGAAUCGAGCGCGCACGGUGGUGUCCAUUUGAGGAUGUGUUGGGUGUCUCAACCGAUAAAGGCUUCUCUUCGGUACUGGUCCCUGGAGCUGGAGAGCCCAACUUCGACGCUCUGGAAGUGAACCCCUACGAGAACACGAAGCAGAGGCAGGAGGCUGAAGUCAAAUCACUGCUCAACAAGCUUCAACCCGAGAUGAUUUCACUCAACCCUGACUACAUUGGCAACUUGGACUUGAUGUCCGCAGAGCAAAGAAAGGCCGAAAAGGAUCUCGACAAGAAGCCGGUUGAUCCAAUAGCCGACAUCAAGAACAGGGGCCGAGGUAAAAACAGCAGUUUGCGGAAGUACCUGAGAAAGAAGGGAUCGAAGAACAUAAUUGAUGAGCGGAGGAUGAGGAUCGAGGAGCUGAGAAAAGCUCAGAGCGAGAGGCAACAGAAGAGGCUAAAGGCUAGCGAGCAGGAGCUUGGUCCUGCGCUGGCUAGAUUUGCCAGUAAGAGGGGUGCUUGAACAGAAUUGAUACCCUACGCUUUCAUUCAAACUUCUCAAUUGUUCCUCAUCAUCUACCUACAGGUGACGACGUACUUGUAGGUCUUUUAGCCUCGUGAAUCGAGCUUUCUUACCACAGGAAGAGAGCAGAAUAUGUCUCAAAACUCUGCUGCACCAAGCCACCAAAAAAAAAAGAGGUUCCAUUCAGGAAAAGAAACUCCUUAUGCGCAGGUACACUGGAAUGUAAGAAUAAUGAAUGCUACGCUAAAAGCUUCGGUGGUAGCUGUAGAGUCAGUCUCCUUAUAAUCAAUUAUUGAAAUGGUUCCAGUC
This is a messenger RNA of Amorphotheca resinae ATCC 22711, 2115 nucleotides long. RefSeq lists its product as hypothetical. The transcript has 3 exons. Lineage: Eukaryota; Fungi; Ascomycota; Leotiomycetes; Helotiales; Amorphothecaceae. Gene Ontology annotation, molecular function: protein binding. The record is from RefSeq and is a predicted model, not a curated record. Gene Ontology annotation, cellular component: nucleolus; 90S preribosome; small-subunit processome. Bases 148 to 1806 code for a protein of 552 amino acids. Gene Ontology annotation, biological process: maturation of SSU-rRNA from tricistronic rRNA transcript (SSU-rRNA, 5.8S rRNA, LSU-rRNA).